AUGGAGGUGGAGAAGGAGAAGGAGAUGGAGGUGGAGAAGGAAAAGGAGAAGGAGAAGGAGGUAGAGAAGGAGGUGGAGAAGGAGAAGGAGGUGGAGGUGGAGGUGGAGGUAGAGGAGAACAAAGAGGUGGAGGUGGAAGCUGAGAAGAAUGACAAGGAAGAAGAUUUGCCCCAUGUUCCAAAGGAGAAGAAAGAGGAGGUGGAAAAAGAGAUUGUGAAGGGGAAGAAGUCGAAACAAUUGGGGGAAUACACCGACCCUGGUGGGAAAGGGUUUAAACUAAAUGAUUCGGUUAAGGUUAAUCCUUUGUUACGAAUUGACGAGGAAAAGAUGAAGGAGUUGAAGAAAUGGUUAAAGAGUGAUGCAAAGGAUUUCAAGGAGUUGACGAGUUGCUCUGCAAAUCGUUCUUUAUUCAACAGACUGCUCAGGCCUCAACAAUGGUUACACAAUACGGAGAUAGAUGAAAUAUGUCAUCUACUGAAACGAAGGGUUGAGGAGUUCUCUAAGACAUAUCCAAGAAAUUUCUCAAUUGCUGACUCCAAAUUCUCUCAGAAGAUGAAUAAUCGCUAUGAUAUGUUUACCCAGAAUCCUGCAGGCUACGAAUUUGACGAUCUCAUGGAAUACGUAGUUGGUGAAGGAAGUAAUCCUUGGAAUAUUGUUGAUAUGAUAUAUGUACCCUUGAACCUAAAUCAGAAACACUGGAUCCUGUGCAAGAUUCAUCUACAAGAUUGGUGCAUAUAUGUAUAUGACUGCGAACAGAAUAUGUUCCCAAAGGAUGAAUAUGACAACUUCUUGAAUCCAAUGUGUGUAAUGGUGCCGUACUUGCUUGAACAGGGGUUUACCACGGGCGAUAAACAAAAGUUUCCACAGAUCAAAUUGGAUGCGAUGCCAUAUUCCAUAAUACCACACCUAAUAGUCCCAAAGACAACCAAAAGUGGGGACUGUGGGGUUUUUACUAUUAUGCAUUUGGAAUACCUUACUGCCUCAUUGGAUAUAUCAAAUGUGGUCACUGAAAAUAUGAAUUUUUGGAGAAACAAAUGGGCAGUAAGGUUAUUCCAUCAAAUUGUAGAACCUUAA
Molecule: messenger RNA, 1074 nt
Organism: Impatiens glandulifera
Lineage: Eukaryota; Viridiplantae; Streptophyta; Magnoliopsida; Ericales; Balsaminaceae
Product: ubiquitin-like-specific protease 1
Exons: 4
Coding region: 1-1074 (357 amino acids)
Biological process (GO): protein desumoylation
Cellular component (GO): nucleus
Molecular function (GO): deSUMOylase activity
Source: RefSeq, a predicted model, not a curated record